This is a messenger RNA of Paramuricea clavata, 6212 nucleotides long. The record is from the annotation of a GenBank genome assembly. NCBI's taxonomy places the organism in Eukaryota, Metazoa, Cnidaria, Anthozoa, Malacalcyonacea, Plexauridae.
ACGAUCUCAUUAUAAGAGUCAGAUUGCUCGAAGCGAGUAACAUUAAGAGUCGCUACCUUCAACUGUGUAAUAUCUUCAACGCCUGUAUAUAAAGCACAAGUUACCAAUUCUUAUUAUAUUCAAGUAUUCAACUCUAUUCGUAUUCGGUUGUUACUGGUUCAAAUUUCCCGAAGAUGUAUGGUCAUUUCGUUGUGUAUUUUACAAGUAUUAUUUGCCUACAAUUAACACAGAGUGCUGGUAAGUGUUUUAAAUACUCUCGUAAUUUAUCGUUCCGAGUUGUUUAUUAAAAGGGUAGUUUGAACUUACAGCAGACACCAUAUACCGUAGAAAUAGAUUUGACAAGAAAUACGAGGGGGGGGGGGGGGACAUACACUGUUAAACGGAUUCAACACGACACCUUAUCUGUUAUCUCUAAACCACGCUGUAGCGGUUUCAAUAUGUUAGAGCACCAGUCAUAUAUACCAACUGUGCUUGAAAUUGCCCCGGAAAAGCAGUUUAUGUUAGCUAGGAUAAGCAAAUGUAGUUUAAAAAACUCAUGAGUGUUAUGUGAAUGCAAAGAAUCCGGUUCCGUGUGAUUAUAGUUGUGUCUAGAUGCUAUACAAAUAUUCAGUUUAACGUAAUUACUCCUUCGAGGAGAUACCAGAUGGUGUCUAAUUACCCAAGUACUAUGCUCGCUAUGCGUGUCUCUGUUGUCAUAUACAAUUCAAAACAGUUUAAAUACGCCACAGAAUUGGGCGGUUUAAAAGAUAACAGCUAUACAUUUAGGCUUGCUUGCCGUUUUACGCUUUAUACUUUUAAGAUAACAAACAACAAAGAAACACAAACAGAACUCACGCAAAGAACCAUUAAAAUGUCAUGUCUCUUGACUCAUGAUUUCAUAAAACCGACUGUCAUCCGUUCGUAUACCAGUAUCGCUGUGAAUAGGUGGUAUAGUUUACUGUAUAUGAAAAACUUAUGGUGGAUUUUAUACUAUGAUUUACAGUUUCGCGUUUACUCAUUCAUUCAGUACAUAAUAAAACACACACACAAUACUAUUCAAAUUACUCGUCGUGGACCACGAAACACGAUGAUCUGUCUUCCUAGAGAGAAUUUUAAUCGUUCUUUGUUAAUUUUAUUGCCAAAUUUGUUACGCAUAACCACGUCCUAUAGGCAAUACAGGAAGGGCUAAUGCCUGCUUUAAAUGAAACAUGCAAUUUAAUCGUGUAAAAUAUCUAGUUUACGUAGUGUCAGUAAUUUGCAUAUUUUGCCGGAAAAAACGGAUUGUGAAACAGCCAUUGUGAAAUAAACAUUUAAUCAAGCCUGGUGCCUGAUGUCUGUUCGUCUGAUCCAGUGUAUUUUAACGAACGUGUUAUUACACGCGGUUAUAUAUGCCUUACCAAACAUUUCAAUUAAGGCUUGUUGCUAUUUUUAAGUUGCCAUGUUUGGCCAUGUCUCAUUUACACUACUUUUGGUAUAAUCCAUGUUAAGAUUCAUUGACACAUGUUUAAAAAAUGUGUUUUCCCAAGUAUAUAUUGGUGGACAAGCUGCAAGUUGUGAUCAACUCGGAAAUGUUGACAACUUAUAGCCGUACCAAUUAUAAAACUAUGCAUAUAUUCUUUAGUGUUUCGACUUUUUGCAAGUUACUAAACAUAUUCUUCAUUUUCUAGACAUUCUUGAUUCAAGUGAUGGUAUUGAUUGCCAACCUUUGGAACAAGUCGUUGCUGUGAAUAGCAACGGACGACCUUAUUUUGUGAUGCUUCAGCGAUGCCAGGGUUCUUUCGAAGAUGAGAACCCUGAACGGAAAAGAUGUACGUUUAACGAAUCCGAAAACGUGCGAGUCCAAAUAACGAGUGGUGGAGAGACUGAUAAAGUGGAAUAUGUCAUUUUGAAAAAUCACACUUCCUGUAAAGGGGAGUGUGCCAUCGAAUGUCCCGUGCCAAAAUUAUUUCGGCAGGAUAAGGAGAAUUGUGGAUGUACGUGUAUGCAUACCACGGCACCUCCAGGCUCUGAGUGUGGCAGCGAUCAAUCGUAAGUUAUUUUGUUUUUUAGCUUUUUAGUAAGACCUAGGCAAAAUGCGCUCAUGGGUUCAUGUUCAUGAUGUUCCGCUCAUGAUAAGCGCGAGUUUCAACCAGACCUAAUGAUAAGUUUUUCUUACAGUAAUGAUUUUUGAGACUUUCUCUGGUUGGAAAUAUUUAUUUAUUUUAUCACGAUAAAUAAGUAAAUAAUUCCAAGAAGAGAACAUCUCAAAAAUCAUUAUGUUCAAUCCUGGUCGCACUGGUACAAGCUCAUUAAGACCACUAACCAUAAGUAUGCAUCAUGUUUGGUAUGUGUAAUAUUUGGGUCAUUCUAAGACGAAGUGUAAUGUUAAGAUAAAUAUUAAUGCCCAGCAGAAAAUACGUAAAAGAGCCAUAACAAAAAUAUAGUUUUAAAAUAUUUAUUAGAAAGCUAACGUUGCGUCUUCAACUUAAGACAUCUUCAGAGCAAUGACAUACAAAGCGGAAAACACAGAAAUAUGAAUAAAUUGCAACUAUGUAAUAUAUCUAUAUCUAAAUCUUUAUGGUAAAAAAACUCGUCUUAAUCAACUUUUUCACUGCCAACGUAUCCAGACAUAAUAUCAUUAGAUGAAUUGCAAAUUAGUUUUCCUAAUUUAGUUUUUGCCCCAAAAAUUCAUCCAAUCAUUGCAUCAUAUCCAGGCACUUUGGCAGUGAAAAAGUUGAUCUAGAUGAGGUUUCUUAUUGUAAAGAUAUGUUACAUUUCCCCUUAGGACUCUCUAACAUUAUGCAAACUUGUGUGGAAGAGAUGACAAUAUGUGAUUCAUUGCUUCAUUUCAUGUUUCAGUUGGGACAGUCAGGAGUGUAACUGUAAAUGUAAUUUGGACAAGAAUAAUCCUCCCAGUGGAAAGGUAAUGAAUCACUUUUUAAUUCAUUAAAACACUCCUAUUUUUACAUGCAUUUUAUUCCAUAACACUCCCAGUUUGCAUUAUAAAUACAUACAUAUACUAUCAUACUAUAAUUGUAACAACAUUUUGAAAUGAAUACAAGUUUGUUAAAGAAUUAUUUGGCUGUUAAAGGUUUAUCUUAAUUAAGUUCUUGUUCUUUUUAUAUAUUAGAAAUUAGAUGAAAAACAAUGCAAGUUCGUUUGCAAGCCACGUGAUUGUCCAGGCAGACUAAAGUUCGAUUCCACUACAUGUAGAUGUGCUCCUGUCGUAGGUUACGUUGUUAAUGAAGCAGGUACUUAAUUGAUUCAUUAGUCUGCUAAUUGAUUGCAUAAUUAUUUAACUGAUUUAUUAAAUGCUUAAUUUAUUGAUGGGGUAAUUAGUUAAAUGAUCAAUUGAUUAGGUAAUUGCUUAUACUUCAUUGAUUAAUUGCUUAAUUGGAUCGGUUGAUUAGUUAAUUGCUUAAUCUGUUGAGUAAUUGCUUUCUUAAUUGAUCCAUAGUGUAAUUAAUUACAUAUUGAUGAUUAGUUAAAUAUUACAUUGAUUGAUUAAUGAAUUGCUUAAUUCAAUUAAUGAAUUGCUUAAUUCAUUAAUUGAUUAGUUAAUUGCAAUUAAUCGACUUAAUUUGAUUUACUAACAAGUUAAUUAAUUUUCUAGAACCGGACAACACCCAGCAAGGGAAGAUUUUAGCGGCUGUGGUUAUGGGAGAAUUUGUUUUUCUUUGUUUGAUUUUUGACGUUAUUUUGUACACAAAGAAGACGGGUUUAAUGCGCUAUGUGUGGUUUAAUGUACUAUGUAAAAGCCGAGGAAACCCAGGUGGUAUGUAAAAAUAAAGUCCUUUAUUGUAAAAUUCGAGCAAUAAACAUAGCAAAUAUAGCAAAUAGCAUAGUGCCAUUUGGUCACAAUCCAGUGAUGGUUACUCGCACACAUGGGCGUACCGGAAGGAAAAAAUUAGGGGGGCGGAAAGAAAAUUGCCCGACUUUUCGGAAUUCUGCCCGACUAGUACCAAAAAAAUUUUUCCGGAAAUAUUAUUUUGGCGACCUCCCCCCCCGUCGCCAAAAAAAUUUUGGUCAGUGUACCAUUUUAGGGGUCAAAAAAAUUUUUCCGGACAACCAAUAUUUUUCGAAACAGGACAUAAAUUUUCCAAAAAUCACAAAAUUGGCCAAAAAAUUGACUUAAUUUUAGACAAAAUUUACAGAAUUUGUCCCAUUUUUUUUAUUGCAAACCAAAAUUGCCCGACUGUUGAUCGAAUAUUGCCCGACUGCCCAAAAAACUGGGGGCUACCGCCCCCCCCCCGCCCGGUACGCCUAUGCUCGCACACCCUUGCCUUUCAAGCUGGGAGACCCGGGUUCAAUCCUUGGUCGGACCUCCACUCAAGUCUCAAGGUCUUAAAAUAAUUGACGAGAAGUGCUACCUUUACAUUGACAUCAGUAAAUGGUUAGACUUUCGCGUCUUCUCGGAUAAGGACGUUAAAUCGUAGGUACCUCGGAUUCCCUAGCAAUUGGACAAUAGCCUGUUGGGAAGUCCGUUCACCAAUGAAUGAGAAACUCAAUGAACAAUAAUAUUUUCUUAUUUUAUAUUGAAAUAAAGUAACUAACUAACUAACUAUUUUUUCAGACGAAUCAGCUGGUACAUCGCCAGAAUCUAUGCAUUUGAAGAAUGUUGACGAAGAGAAUGUUCCUCCCCAGGACACGAUGGUCAAUCGCAAUGGACACACUCUACUUGCACAGCCUGUCGCGUCGAAGUGAAGCCAACUCGACUUAUUCUUAUUAAGACAAGCAGAAAAAAAUGCCGGUCAGACAAAUCGACAGAUAUAAAAAGCAGGCGUGAACGACAAAGUGUACAUAGUGUUAAAUCUGGAUGAAACGAGGAUGAGAGUUGCCUCACGCGACUUUGGUUCGCUGUUCUUAAUGCUUUCCCAACACUAACAUGUAUUCUAUUGAAGUUAGAUUCUAGAAAUUCUAGAAAUGUCCCCUGUAACAAUGCAUGGCUGCCAACUCUUAUCAACUCUCAUCCUCCGUUUGACCCUCGUUUUCAGUCCGCGUUCCAUGGCAGCAGAUGCUGGUCAACUUUAGGAAUGUUGACGAUUAUAGAAGCAUGAAAAUGAAACUCUCUUAUUUUCCAUCAAUACAAGAUAGGAAACUGACAUUACUUUCUCACCACAUGUUGACCACCAUCUGCGGCUUGAUAGUGCUUAGUGAAACCCAUUUUAGGUACCACCAAUCCACUAUAGAUUUUUGUAUAUUUUGAUUCGUGUGCAUUGUGUAGGACUAGUUCCCAUGUCUAUGCUAUCAUAACUGGUGAGUUAUUUUUUGACGAGAUCUGUCUGUGAUGAUGUGAACUAUAUAUAACUGUAAAGCCUGGAUUACAAUAUCAAAGUUUCUGUGAUCACAGUAGGAAUGUUGCAUGAGUAAAACGUUUUGAAGGAUUUGUAAGAAAUGUUUGAGGAAACUUACUUGGUGUUCAACACUGAUUUCAAUUUUUAUUAUCAUCCAUGCCAAAUGUCUACUGUGAUCACAGGAACGUUGAUAAUGUAUUGUACACCAGGCUUAAUUCUUUGUUUGCAAUCACGUGACUUUUCAUCCAAAUGACGGGCAAUCAAACAACUUGUGGACGUUUUUCCUAUCAGAAUGGUUGUAGCAAGAAAAACUGAACGGUAAUUCAUCUUUCGAGUCUUAAACUGUCUCUAAACUCGAUCAAUACAUUAAAAUAGCCGUUUUUGUUACACCUGCCCGUCAAUUGAAAUCCCAAAAUUACGUCAUUGCAAAGAAAGAAUAGGAGUGUAAAUAUUGAAUGUAAAAGUGUUGGUUAGCAUCGCGACUGGGAAAUGAAACACCAGUAACAUUGCUGUUCAUUGGUUUCGUGAAACGGUACCAGACAGAAGGUGGUGGUCAAUGGAAGCAAGAAAAUUAAAAUGCAUCUCAAUUCUAUUUAUUUCCCAUCAAAAGCAUCCAUUUAUUGAAAGAAUUAUUCCCUCACUCUGAUAAAUGCAGGUUGACCACCAUCCGCUGUACGAGAGUGCUUUGUGAAAGCCUCGUAUAUAUUAAUAUCUUUACGGAUCCAUUUGGAAACGAAGUAGGAAUGUUUCUCAUUGUAGAGAACCAACAAAUAGAUAUAGAAUAAUAGAUUUAAAAUAUUUAUUACAUAUAUAAAGAUUAUUUAAGAAUUAUCACGCGCGCGACUCGCGUUACCAAAGGGUGUAAUAUGUAUAUAUAGUUUUAGCCCUGAUAGCUAGUUUUUGAAAUCUGAUUAAUGUAGUGAAUGUUUGAUAUAAUGAAAUAAAAUGUUUCUUGUUUAC